Messenger RNA from Cicer arietinum (chickpea), 1536 nucleotides. RefSeq names its product protein LIGHT-DEPENDENT SHORT HYPOCOTYLS 1-like. Gene Ontology annotation, cellular component: nucleus. Lineage: Eukaryota; Viridiplantae; Streptophyta; Magnoliopsida; Fabales; Fabaceae. The record is from RefSeq and is a predicted model, not a curated record. Gene Ontology annotation, biological process: mRNA transcription; response to light stimulus.
AACCAUCUAUUACGAAUUUCCACUAUACGUAAUAGUAAUGAAGUGAUAUUCAAACUGCCAUCACUUCUCUCUAAUGCAUGGACCCCUCUUUUGUCUCCCUAUAGCUAAGAAAUUAUCUACCCUAUACCCUAUACCUCAUCCUCAAAUCUUCCUCUUCUUCUUAUUGCUUAAGUUUUAUAAAUUCCUUAUCAUCUCUCCCAAAUUAGACACACACGUUUUUCCUUAAUUUGUUUGAGUAUAGCCUUGGUUAACUGUACCAAGAAUUUCACCCAAUUAUCAUCUUCAAUACUAGAUCCAUGAAUCCAUGUUACCAAAAUCAUACCAAACUCCUAUCACUUUCCAUUUGACCACAUGUGCUGAAAUCUUAACUCAAAUCAUUUUUCAAAAUCACCGAAUUUUUCCCUUAGACAAACCCACCUCAAAAACUCUACCUUUUUAAAACAACAAAUAUUUCAAAUCACAAUACAACCUAUAUAUAUAUAUGUAUCUCACCAACAUCCACAAAAUACAAAAAAACACUUGUUGUGUUCAACCUCAAGCGCACACACAUAGAACUUUGACAUGUCAGCUGCCGUAGCUGCUUCCGCCGCCUCCGCCGCUAUCUCCGGCUACCAGAACUCUUCCUCAAGCAGCACCAACCAUAGUGAUGAGUUAUUAACUUCACAAAGAGUGGAUGUUUCUGUUGCUCCACCUCUAAGUAGGUAUGAGUCACAAAAGAGACGUGAUUGGAACACUUUUGGUCAAUACCUAAAGAAUCAUCGUCCACCCUUAACACUCUCACGUUGUAGUGGUGCACAUGUUCUUGAGUUUCUUCGUUACUUGGAUCAGUUUGGAAAAACUAAGGUUCAUUCUGAAAACUGUGCUUAUUUUGGAAACUCAAACCCACCAGGUCCAUGUCCUUGUCCUUUGAAACAAGCUUGGGGUAGCCUUGAUGCUCUUAUUGGAAGGUUACGUGCUGCUUUUGAAGAGAACGGUGGUUCACCUGAGAUCAACCCUUUUGGAGCACGUGCUGUGAGAUUGUAUCUUAGGGAAGUUAGGGAUGCUCAAGCUAAAGCUAGAGGAAUUGGUUAUGAGAAGAAGAAAAGGAAGAAGUUGUCUCAAAAACAACAAAAUGGGUCGAUGAUUAUGGUGGAUCAGGAUCAUGGUCAUCAUGUUGAUGAUGUAGUGCAUUCAAGGUAUGAUCAUAUUCAUGGUGGUUUGGUUGAUCAAUACUCAAAUUUAAAUGGGACAACUUCUAGAAAUGCUGCUGCAGUUUCUUAUUAUUUAUCAUAGUUUAUUAUACACAAUAUUCCAUGCAUACAUAUAGAAGCUGUAAAAUCAUGAUCGACAGGUUCUAUGAUUAAUGUGGUAGGGCUCACAGAUGCACUAAGGAUGUGGUCGUUAUUAAUAGCUUAUCAGUUAUCAGUACUGUAGUGUUCUAUAUAAUUAACACUCAAAUUUGGUUAUAUAUUAUAUAUGCUUUGAUUCUGGUAAUUAACAGUGCUCUAUAAGUAUUGUGAAUUUGUAUAAUGAUGAUAUUCUCUUGUUUAUUAUUUA